Naegleria fowleri is the source of this 1395-nucleotide messenger RNA. RefSeq lists its product as uncharacterized. NCBI's taxonomy places the organism in Eukaryota, Heterolobosea, Eutetramitea, Acrasida, Naegleriidae. The record is from RefSeq and is a predicted model, not a curated record. Bases 1 to 1395 code for a protein of 464 amino acids. The transcript is spliced from 3 exons.
AUGUUCACACCUCCAACUCCCUCGUCUGGAAAUAAUACCGAAUCAUCAUCCGAUUCAAUUUCAACAACAAUUUCAACAAACAAUAGGUCGUCUCCCAUUCCAUUGAAUCGAUCUCCUUCGAGUAGUUAUCAAGAAAUUCUCCUCCUGCCAACUCGGGUCUGUCACGUGUCAAUUCACUCAUUCAAGAGAAGUCUUCUCAAACAAGUUAUUAUUACCACAACAUUCACAACAUAUGCCAAACAAGUGUAUCAUCAACAACAUGUCAUGAUGACAGGUGGCAAUGACACAAACUCCUCUUCUCCUGUGAUUACUUCUUCUUCUCCAUCCUUUCCAAAUGAAGAUUCCAAUUUCAAUAACGAUCAAGAUCAUCUUUCGAAACGAUCCAGUUUUGGAAAAUCUCGAAAGCUCACUACUUUUAUUUCGAAAAUAUUAGGAUUGAAUCUUUCCAACACGGAUGGAAAAUCAAGUGUCACGUCCUCAAAUUCGAAUCGAUCGAAAACCAAUCGAUUAUUUAAUUCAGGAACUGAAUCCGAGUAUGGCCAUUGUCCAUAUGUACCAAUUAAGACUAUUAAUGGUGUUUCGAUCGAUUCAAAAGGAGACUCAAGACGUGAAAAUACUUUAGAAGGAUUGUUGGAUGAUUCUGGUGAUUAUGGUUUUGUGACCUCUUCCUAUCAUCAAUCAAUAGUUUUGAAAUAUGCACAUGUUUAUUUAUUCACAUAUUUGGAAUACAUGACGUCGAAUACUACCAAUAACAAAGUUUACUAUUUGAAAGAUGUGAAUAUUGAAUAUCGAUUGAAAGAUUCAGACACAUGGACAUUUUUGAAAACUAUUGAAGAAAAGGAUUUCAAGUUUAGUCCAUUAGUGAACACCAUUACCUUUGAAAAACCCAUCAAGGCCAAGGAAUGGAGAUUGGUUACCAAAGGACAACUAAUUGAAAUUGGUAUGCUUAGAAUCUAUGGAUACACUCCCUAUGUUCCUAUUCAAACAAAGAGUGGCGUUGUUCCAAGUCUACAGGAAGUAGCUGAACAAUCCAAACUUAAAUUCUCUGGCUGCGAUCAAACUAAUCUCGUUAAACCUGUUGCACUUUACACCACUGAUCAUAAGAAAGUAGAUAACAGUGUGAUCGAUGAGAUAUUACAAGGAAGUGGCACCAAUGGUUUUGUCACCGAUGAUUCCACACUUCAUCAAUGUGAAAUUUGUUUUGAUGGAGUUUACAAGUUUGCGCUUUUCACAUGGAAAGAACAUCCAAAGAUUAAGGAAUACACAAAAGUCGAUGGAAGAGGACGAAAGGAAUCUUCAACUCUUGAAGGAGUCGCAAUGAAAUACAAAUUGAACAGUAGAGAUCCUUGGAUACCAUUCGAAACAUUUAAUUGGGAGAUAUUUCAAUCAUCCUAA